GCUCUUCGUCUUCUCCCAUCACUCUUCCCUCUUCGCUCGCUAUGAGCCUAUGCUAAACACUCGUAUUCACAAUUUUUGUUCUUGAUCUUUUUUUUUUCCAUCCUCAAGAGUACUUUUGUAUCUUGAGAGUAGUACCAUUGCCAUUUGUAUCUCGAGAGUGUGUGCUCCUAAUUUUGGCCGAGCCUAUAUUAAGGAGGAGGCGUAUCUUUUCUAUUCUGGCUGAGCGGCUGUAUAAAUUUCGUUUCGUGAAACUGGUUGAGUGGUGUGUGUCACCGUAGCGGCAGUAGCAGGAGUGCGAGAUCCUUCACGAGCUGCGUGGGGUGGUUGACCAGGACGCCUCCCUCCCGGGAGGGAUCCUGAAAUAAGGCCACCGCUCGUUUCCCCUCCCCCGCCUUCCCCUCGCCCUUCCUUUGCCACCACUCGGCCCUCGCAUUUAGCCAGCCUCCCACGGUUGUGGAGCUGUGGGCCAUUUCCCAACCGUCCCUCCGGUGGGUGGCCGGGCGUGUGGUCGCGCGACCCAUGGGCAUCCAGGUCGCGGCCGUGACGUCGUCGCCAUGCGCCGCGGCAUCGUCCUCGUCGUGUUCCCCGGUGUCGCCGUCGUCCUCUGCCGCCGCGACGUCGCCGCGGCUUGGCGCGCUUGGAGGCGUCAGGCUGUCGAGAGGGCAGUCGUCGCUGGCUAGCUGGAGCGUCGUCGGUUUGACCCGCCGGCGCGGCGUGCCCCAGAUGGCCAGGCGCGCUCUCAGCGCCAGCAUCGACAGCGUUGGGAGCGACGGCGGGGACGACGAGGAGUUCUUGCGGAGGAUUCAGGAGCUCGCCGUGGGGCUGCACCCUGGCGCCGCUGGCUGCGGGUGGCCGGCGAGCGUGGAGCGGAGCGCGAGCAGCGUGGGUCUGCCGCUGUCGCUGCGGAUGCUCAAGCGGAAGAAGCAGCAGCAGCAGCAGCAGCAGGGCCGGUGGGACGAGCGGCUGAUCGACUGCGCCGGCGAGUCCGCGCGCGGGGCGGUGGGGCGCGCGUUCUCCUCGAUGGUGCUCAUCAUCCGGGAGCUGCAGAGCUUCACGCUGCAGAUGCGGCAGUCACUCUUCUACGAGGACCUGCAGGGUGUGCUCGCGCGCGUCCACGCCGAGAUGCAUGCCUCUUUCGUGUGGCUCUUCCAGCAUAUCUUCUCCGGCACCCCCGCCCUCAUGGUCUCCCUAAUGCUGUUGCUCGCCAACUUCACCGUCUACUCCAUGGGCGACAGCGUCGCGGCCGCCGCUACGCUCCCGCCUCCCCAGCCCCCCACGGCGACUGUGGCGAUGAUCGACACCCACCACACAGAGCAGUCCCAUUCCCACCUGCGGUUCGACCCUGUCUCGCUUAAGACGUUCUCCACUGGCCGAACGGCCUCGGUGGGCGGUAACAGCGGCGGCGGCGGCAAGGUGCGGCCGGUCGCCGGAGCAACCGGCGACGGUCGGUCAGACGAGUGGUCGAAUCGGCAAAGCGGCGCGGUGUUGCCGCAGGACGCGUCACAGGCGACGCCGGUCGGGGCGGGCGCGGAGGAGGCUGUGUCAGACGCAAUGGCCGUGGAGGAGACAGAAGACGAGCUGGUCAUCUGGAAAAGGAUAGCCGAUGAGGCUACCAGGAUGCAGGCGAGCGUUCGCGCCGAGGCGCUGAUGGACCCGGACACACUGGGGCAGCUCGUCGCGCCGGUGGAGGCAAAGCUAGACACGGAGGACAUGGCCGACUUCGCGGCGACGGAGGAGCGGUACGAGCGGGCUGUGUCCGAGGAGCCCGACAACUCGCUGCUGCUGUCCAACUUUGCCCAGUUCCUGUACACGGUGCAGCGCAACCACGACCGGGCGGAGCACUACUUCAAGCGGGCGGUGCGCGCGGAGCCGGCGGACGCGGAGGCGCUGGGUCGGUACGCGACUUUCCUCUGGAAGGCGCGCAAUGACCUCGCGGCCGCGGAGGAGACGUACCAGGAGGCCAUCGCCGCCGAGCCCAGCAACUCCCACCACGCGGCGGCCUACGCGCACUUCCUGUGGAACACGGGCGGCGAGGACACAUGCUACCCCCUCGACUGAUGCGCGUGCAUGCCUCCGCGAUCCAACACCUCCCUCCCUCCCUCUUCCCCAAGAAAUCUCAACAGACACACACACACACACACAAAAGCAAGGAUUUUUUUUACCACGUCCCUGAACAAGACGCACUUCCUCCACCUUGCACGUGCUUGGCAGUUACACUACAGUACUACACUAUACUACGCGCUGGUACAGAAAUUUCCAUCCUGUGGUUGCUCGUCUCGCGGUGAGUAUUGAGGCGAUCCGCGGCGUGCGUGCUGCCGCUUCCCUCUCUGGAAAUCCGGCGAGCGGGGCAGUAUGUUGGCCGGAGAAGGGGGGGGGGGGGCGCGUUUCGGUAGCGUGAUCGAUCGAGCUCGCGGCCCUACGGGUUUGUCGGUUGCGUUUGCCCGAGGAACCCGUCCUAUUGGCACGCACGUAUGCUUUCGCAGUAGCACAGCGUCGUGGUCUCGUGGAGAGAGAUGAGAGUUUGAUGUGUUUACCAGUGGAGUGAGUGAAAUGAAUACUGUAAUACAAGUGCAUAGCAGCAAUCCAAUUUUAUUACCUGUAAUUGUGCAGACGAAUAAGAGGCACUUUUUUUCCCCCGCCAACUGCGGUUCGUAGGAGUACUAUUUUUUCUUUAAUAAACAAAAAACGAUGUGCUAAUAGUAUUUCCUGUUCCAGAACAUUCUGGAAAAUUGGAAAGCAUCCCGUGCUGUAUAAAGUUGCUUUAGGUAAAGGAUGGGAACGGGGUACCAGCGGAGCGGUAGCGGCCGUGUUGCACAUGUAAAAAUGGAUUAGUAAUUACUAUCUGAUCUGAUGCGAGGCCCUGGUAAACUCGUGGUGCAUGGAUGCUGCAGGCUCUGCGCAUACAGCCCAUUGGUGGCUUGGCGCCUUUGCCGCAAAGCCAGUUUUGUUGAGGUUUGCAUAAACAAUGGAAAACCAAGCCUGUCAUUCUGACGUCCGAUCUUUGUCCAUCCCAACAAUAUGAUAGAAUUCUUUGGGCUUGUUUGUUCUAAAGAAUUUGCAAAGGAUUUAAGUUAGGGACUGAAAAGUUAGGAUUCUUUUUUUUCCCUUUCAGAGGAUUCUCACUGUGAGGUGAGAGCUCUUAAAAAAUCUUGGAGAAUAAAAAUGUAUAUGGCAGUUUAAUUCUUUACUUUUUCAUGUUCCUAUGUUUUAGAAUUCCUACGAAUAAGCCAUUCGUG
Molecule: messenger RNA, 3236 nt
Organism: Oryza brachyantha (malo sina)
Lineage: Eukaryota; Viridiplantae; Streptophyta; Magnoliopsida; Poales; Poaceae
Exons: 2
Coding region: 520-2058 (512 amino acids)
Molecular function (GO): protein binding
Source: RefSeq, a predicted model, not a curated record